This is a messenger RNA of Rotaria socialis, 3306 nucleotides long. The record is from the annotation of a GenBank genome assembly. NCBI's taxonomy places the organism in Eukaryota, Metazoa, Rotifera, Eurotatoria, Philodinida, Philodinidae.
AUGAGUGGUACCGGUGACUCGAAUAUAAAAUUAAAUAUUGAUCAUGCUGGAAAUAUAUCAUAUAUUCGACUUGAUAGACAUUCAACUACAAGUACAUGUUCGCCGACUGUUCUAAGUAGUUGCAGUAGUGAUGAAGAAUAUGAUGAUAGUUGUCCUAAACCAAUACUACGAUGGAAAAGGCAAAAAAUUUUGAAUACCGUUAAUAACAAUUCUGAACGUCCUUCCAGUCGUGCCGAUACUAAUAGUAAUUUGCAAUGUGAUCAAAAUUCUGUUAUAUCAGCAAAAGAAAAUGUUGCAAUAUCAGUCGAAGAUGAACGACGAGCAAAUCCACCAAGACGUUUACAACCUAUUCCUGAGGAUAAACUUCAUCGUAGAAAUCCACAUACAGUUCGACAAGAAAUUAAUAUGUUCAAUGAUUUUAUACCGGACACAACACUUGCUGAUGUACAUCUUAAUGAAAUGCCUGGUCUUCACAAUACAGAACAUUGGAAGCGUAUCGCUGGUCGAACAGCUCAUGCAUCACCACCAUUAUCCCGUCAAUAUUAUUCAACAGUAAUAUCAACAAUCGGAUUACAAGAUGGACAAGUACCGCAACCAUUAGGGUCCUAUCGGCGACCAGGCCGUAGCGAAAACGAAAGCGAAAUACCAUGUAUUGUGCCAUCAUCAUGGCGAAGUCCACGUCGUCCUAUCAUUUUCGGCUCAUCGGCUGCUGUUGUUCUUAUUGCUGCUGCUAUUGCUGUUAUUCUUGCUGUAGCACUGAUUAAACAAUCGGAACUGACUACUUCAGAUUAUUAUGCAGGAAGUGUUUAUGUUCGUGCAGACUUUAAUGCAUCACUUCUAGAUCCAACAUCAACAUACGCGAGAGAAUAUAAAAAAGAAUUUUGUCAAUUAGUUAGGACAACACUCGUUGAUAGGAACACGAAAUAUGCUAAAUUUUAUUCAACUUGCAGUGUAAUUGCUUUUUCUAAUGGAAGUAUUAUUGCAGAUUUUGUUCUUGGUUUUACCAGUCCUCAAAAUGUAACACGUCUUAAUUCGUUUCUUAAUCGUACAUUAGUUAAUGAUGCAUUAUUUGGUGGAACAAUUUUAUCCAUAGAUCUUGAUCCAACUGCAUUCGAUACGAAUAAUAAUAACAAUAUUAUUAAUCAUAGAAAUAAUAACACAAAUAAUAAUAAUAAUAAUAAUAAUAAUAACACAAAUCAUCAUAAUAAUAAUAAUAAUAAUAAUAAUAAUAAUAAUAACAACAACAACACAAAUAAUAAUAAUAAUAAUAAUAGAACUUCUAUAAAUGGUAAAGAUGAUAAGAUCGGUAUUUCUUCGAAUGAAAGUAUUGAAAGUAAUGAAGUUAAAUCAAUUCAAUCGAGAAAAUUUAUAAUGGACGAACAAAAUUCACCAGAUGGACAAGAACAACCACCAAAACAAACAUCAUAUACGACUGUUACAUAUAAAACACUUGAGAAAGGUUUGUCUAUCACUAUAUCUGAAACAAUCACAAUUACUAAUAAUAGCAAUUUUGAAAAUUUUCCUAUUAAUAAUAAAAAUUAUGAAUUAAUUUUGGUGCCAACAACUGAUAAUACAAAAACCAUUGUUGUUCCUAGUGGAGGUUCUAAUGAGAAACCUAAUUUACCACCGCUACCACUAGCCACAAUAACCACAGCAACAACAAAUGUAGUAGGAAAAUCUUCAUCAAGUCCUUAUCUAGUUCGAACUCAAAAGCCAAUUCCCGAUACAAAUUUUGCGUAUAUAGAUGAAUCAAGUGAUGAUCAUUCAGUACACUCAAGAAAUGUGACAUCAACAUUAGAGGAUUUAACAUCUCAAGAUUCAACAACAUCAGCCUCAAUAUCUUCAUUAAAUGAUGAAACAUUAACAAAUUCAGUAUCGAGUAUCGCUAAUGAACUUUCUCUACCAACAAACCCCACUAGACUACCACCUAAUCCACCUCGUCUACCAAAACCUAAAGAAAAAUCUUGGGACGACAAACCGACGUUUACUGCACGUUCUAAUACAAAUGUUGUCAAACGACAACGACGUUUAGUUUUACCAAAGAAACAACGUCGUUUAUUACAAUAUGAAUUGAUGCCAACAGGAAAAGUUUAUUAUGUCGAUCGACCAUUUUAUAGUGAAAUAAAAAAAUCUAUCGAUGACCAUGACAGUAAUGUAAGUGCUGUACAUAGUACAAUAUUAUCACGUUCAAGCUCAGUUGAUACAUUAAGCGAUAAACGUUAUCGUCAACGUCGUCAUCAUUCUCAUCAACAGCAGCAGCAGCAGCAACAGCAGCAGCAGCAGCAACAACAACAACAACAACAACAACAACAGCAAAAUCGUAAAUAUCCUCCUAAUCUAUCAUCGCAAAAACCUGAACAAAAAGUGGCUAUGGGUGGAAGAUUAGCAUCAAAUAAUAAUCUAACAACGACAAUAAUAUCAUCGCCAUUUAAACCAAUAAAUACGAAUAGAAAACAACGUUUUUCUGCAUUUGAACCAACACCUGAAUCACUCGAUCGUGUAUUCGAUGUUAUAAUUGCAGCCGAUAAACAACGCGAAAAACAUGAAUUUUGGAAAGAAAAAUUUGAUCAUCGUACAAUAAAUUCCCGUCCUCCGAUACCACCUAUUCGAACACAUGAUACAGCUAAUUCAAAUACUAUACCUUCACUUCGUCCAAAACCAACACAUUUAAUUGUAAACUCGAUUUCGAAUCCUGCCGAUAAUCGUUCGCAAUCGUACAUAAAUAAACGUGAUUCAUCGCAUGAUCCACAUAAUCGACAUAAUAAUUGUCUAUUAGAAGAUUGUUUUCGACGACGAGCUUCAAUUAUUCAACAACAACAACACCAACAAAAAUUUCAAGAGUUACAAGCACAACGAAAUUAUUCGCCAAAUACAAUUUAUUCGACAAACUAUCCUAAACAACAGAUGCCUCCAACCGGUAAACCCCCACUUCCUGCAACGGCAACAACAACAACAACUACUACGGCUGCAAAUCAACCACCCGCACGGAUUUUUCCAUUACUCAAUGGUCGCAUAGGUCGUGCUCCACAAGCUCGACAAACAUCGGAUGAACUUUCGUCUGCAUCAGAAAUAUGGGCAGCACGUUCAUCUGCAGAAGAAGAAUCUCGUCCAUCUAAAAAAACAACCACUCAGACUCGUUUUCAAUCAGCUGUAAAUCGGCAUCGAGCAAAUGAUCAAAAAGUCACUAAUAAAAAACGAGCAUCGAGUGUUGAACAACAAAAAUCGAACCCAGCACAAACUAAAAAUAUAACAACAACAACAACAACAAGAAGCAAAUUUUUUGAUUUAUUUAAAUUUUCGCGUUAG